GGAAACAUGGCGUCCCGGUGCAGCCUCUCUACUUUAUUUCCUAUCCAAAGUCAGCUGGAUGUCGCCCUAGAUGACGCCACGACGCCGCAGGAGAAAGAAAAUUUGGUGCUUCAGUAUUUGAAAGUACUAGACGAGAGAGACGACCUGAAGAUACCUGAUUUCCAGACAGGCUUGGAAUGGCUGAACACGGAGGGGCCUCUGUCUUUGAACAAGGAGCUGGCUGGCAAAGUGGUGCUGCUGGACUUCUUCACUUACUGCUGCAUCAACUGCAUGCACAUCCUGCCUGAUCUGCACCAGCUCGAGAAGAAACACUCUGUUAAAGACGGACUGGUUGUUGUUGGUGUACACUCUGCCAAAUUCCCAAAUGAAAAGGUCCUCGCCAAUGUUCGCAGCGCUGUUCUCCGCUACGACAUCUGCCACCCAGUGGUCAACGACGGCGAGGCGCGCCUCUGGCAUGAACUGGAGGUGUCCUGCUGGCCCACGCUGGUCCUGCUCGGACCACGUGGCAACCUGCUCUUCUCCCUGGUGGGCGAAGGCCACCGUGACAGGAUGAUGCUUUUUACUGACAGCGCCCUCCGUCACUACAGGGAGCAGGGCCUGCUGAAGCCUCACUCGGUGGGGAUCAAGCUGUACAGAGACUCCCUGCCACCCAGCAUCCUGUCUUUUCCUGGGAAGGUGGCCAUAGACAACAGCAAGAAAACACUGGCCAUAGCAGAUACUGGGCAUCACCGGAUUCUGGUGGUGUCCUCUACCGGUCAGCUGUCGCAUGUCAUAGGAGGACCUGAAAGUGGGAGGCACGACGGCGACCUGUCUGAGGCUUCCUUUAACUCCCCUCAGGGUGUGGCCAUAAAAGGAGACACGAUAUACGUGGCCGACACAGAAAACCACCUGGUCCGAAAGAUUGACCUGUUAGAGGGAAGAGUCAGCACUCUAGCUGGCGUAGGAGUUCAAGGCACAGACAAAGAGGGUGGGGCCAUGGGACCUCAGCAGCCAAUCAGCUCUCCUUGGGAUGUGACUCUCGGCACCGCCGGUGGCGUUGAAGAUAACGUGCUGUGGAUAGCCAUGGCAGGGACCCACCAGAUCUGGGCUUUGUUCCUAGAAGAUGGGACUCUGCCCAAAGGGAGUGAGUCCAAGGCGGGGACAUGCGUGCGAUGGGCAGGCAGCGGCAACGAGGAGAACCGAAACAACGCCUACCCACACAAGGCCGGCUUUGCUCAGCCUUCAGGUCUGGCUUUAGCCCCGGAGGAGCCCUGGAGAUGCCUGUAUGUGGCCGAUAGUGAGAGCAGCACCAUCCGCACGCUCGCACUGAAGGAUGGAGGCGUCAAGCUGCUGGUCGGCGGAGAGAGAGACCCGAUGAACCUCUUUGCUUUCGGGGAUUUAGACGGGAAAGGGGUGGACGCCAAGCUGCAGCAUCCUCUCGGUGUUUCCUGGGCUCCUGAACAAAGCCUGCUCUAUGUGGCCGACUCCUACAACCACAAGAUCAAGGUGGUGGAUCCAAAGACAAAGCAGUGUAGCACAUUAGCAGGGACAGGAGAGGCUGGAGAUAGUCUGGGUCCUGAAUUUAACAAAUCCUGCUUCAACGAACCUGGAGGGAUCUGUGUCGGCGACAACGGGAAGCUUCUUUAUGUGGCAGAUACCAACAACCACCAAGUGAAAAUGCUGGACCUCGACUCCAAGACUGUCUCACUGUUCCCUAUAUCCAUGGACUGCACAGACUCAGUACCCACAAAGCCUUCGGCUCCUGCCAAAGCCCCCACGCUGCCUAAAUCAGCUGUCAGGAAAGCAAUGCCACCAGUAGCAGUGUCUGCGGGCCAGACUCUCAUCCUGUCACUCACACUGUCCCUUCCAGAAGGAAGCAAACUCACUGAAGAAGCUCCCAGCUGCUGGGCUCUGUCAGCUGAGGGUAACGAGUGGCUGCUUGACAAUAAGGUGGUUACCGGUGACAUUUUGGAUCUGUCGAAGCCCCUCUCCAUCUCAACCAAACUUCCAGCUGUUGUGAAGGAACCAAACAGCAAUCCAAGCCUCACUUUGGGGGUAUGGAUGUACUACUGUAUGAAAGCAGGUAACACCUGUACGAUGAAAGCAGCUGCCUUCACUCAGCCUCUUCAAAUAAGUGCCAAUCAAGGAGGGAAAGAGGUCACUGUGGCGCUGACUCAUGCCUUCUAAAACCGCUUACUCGUCUUUGUCAGAACAGCCUAAGAAUUCACACUUUGUGCUGUUGCAACGUCAGUUUAACUUCGGGUCUCUUGUUUAUUGUUCUGGAAGAAGGAAAGAAAACAGAUUGUUUCUGAAGGGGCUGUCAACUUUUGACAAAAAUGCAUUUCACACAAACCUGAUUUUCAGUAGAAUUUCAUUUCAAACUACUCAGAAGCCCUCUCUACAGAACAUAAUGCAUCAGUGCUGUAAUGUCCUUGACCAUGCGUGACAGUUAUUGAUAGGAAUGCAAACAGAUACAUCCACAGGCAUCUUAUAAAGGCGGUACAGCAAACACAGCAGCAGCCUAAAGAUCUAUAUAGUAAUAUAUAUAUACAAAGUCCCAAGGACAGGUUGUACCAGCUAAAUGUAAGAAAACUGUCUCCUUUAGAAAUUGCUGUUUUAUAGAUGAAAAAGUUCACCCCAAAGACACUUUCUUAUUUAUCAGACACUAAAUGUACACUGAAAAUAAAAGCAACUCUGCAGAUUUAAUGAGAAACUAAGAAAUUAUGAUGAUCUAACUGGCAGCUGGUGAUGAUGGUGUCAGUGAUGGACAGACCAAUACCCAGGGUUUCUGUCUUUUAAAACUGUGGAGGAUUUAAAGCUCUUUCAAAUAUUAAAAGUAAAAGCCGAAGCCUCCGAUUAGCCUCACGUUUUCACCUGAACCAGCAGAUGUGAAUUUCAAAGACACAAAAAAAUUAUUGGAAGCUUUCUGUUUGUGUUUGAAACCAUUUCUC
Messenger RNA from Seriola dumerili (greater amberjack), 2930 nucleotides. It is a transcript of the gene nhlrc2, whose product is annotated as NHL repeat containing 2. Gene Ontology annotation, molecular function: protein binding. NCBI's taxonomy places the organism in Eukaryota, Metazoa, Chordata, Actinopteri, Carangiformes, Carangidae. The transcript is spliced from 12 exons. The record is from RefSeq and is a predicted model, not a curated record. Bases 7 to 2166 code for a protein of 719 amino acids.